AUGUCUUCCUCUGGAUCAAUAUCUUCUGAAUUAAAAGCUGUACCAGUAACCGAUGAAGUUGAAAACGUGGUGCCAUACAAAACAUGCACAAUAACUAGCGAAAACAACGAGUUUGUUAUUAUUGGUGACCACAAAUAUUUUCGUCACGAAUUAAUGCAAGCAUUUGGUGGUACAUUCAAUCCAGGUCUUGCACCUUACCCCAAACAAAGUUUCGGUAAUCCUGCUGCAAUUGGUUUAGUCUCAACAGGCAUGAAUAUUUUAAUUUUUGGAUUAUUCUUUGCUCAUGCAAUGGGUGUUCAUAUCCCCAAUGCAGGAAUUGGUUUAUGUAUGUUUAUGGGAGGAUUGGUAGAGAUAUUAGCGGGGAUUUGGGGAUUUUUCGUUGGAUCGCAAGUAGGAACUUUUGUUUUAACUGUAUUUACAUCGUAUGGUGCAUUUUGGUUAAGUUUUGGGGCUAUCUUCAUCCCUUCAUUUGGUAUUGGAAAAGCGUAUGAAGAAGACCCUGAACAAUUGAAUCAAGCUAUAGGGUUGAUGUUAAUUGGGUGGGCAAUAUUUACCACUAUGUUGCUUAUGUGUGUUGUGAAGUCCACUUUAUCGUUCUUUUGGGCUUUGUUGACAUAUGACUUGACGAUUAUCCUCUUUGCAGCAGGGUUUUUAUCAGGUAAUGACAAAGUUAAAGUGGCUGGUGGAAUUAUGGGCGUCAUCAAUGCUUUUGCUGAUUGGUUUGAAGCUUUUGCUGGGGUAGCUAACAGACAAAAUUCGUAUUUGGUUCCCAAAGAGAUUCCUUUGCCAAAUCUUGCCCUUUGGUUUAAACGUAAAAGGAAUGCCAGGAAAACAUCAAAUUGA
Messenger RNA from Candida dubliniensis CD36, 843 nucleotides. Its product is annotated as acetate uptake transporter family protein. The coding region runs from base 1 to 843 and encodes 280 amino acids. The record is from RefSeq and is a predicted model, not a curated record. Gene Ontology annotation, molecular function: acetate transmembrane transporter activity. NCBI's taxonomy places the organism in Eukaryota, Fungi, Ascomycota, Pichiomycetes, Serinales, Debaryomycetaceae. The transcript has a single exon. Gene Ontology annotation, cellular component: plasma membrane.